Messenger RNA from Ectocarpus siliculosus, 1245 nucleotides. NCBI's taxonomy places the organism in Eukaryota, Phaeophyceae, Ectocarpales, Ectocarpaceae. The record is from the annotation of a GenBank genome assembly.
GCGAUUUCCCCCGCCACCUCCCUUUCCCCCAAAGCAACCCCGUGCUGCCGCAACGCGACAGCACCGAACCAAGUAGCGAACAACUCGCUGCCUGGUUCUCCCCACCCCACCUGCAGUACCAUGUUCAUCCUCAAGAAGAACCGCUUGGCGGUUUACUCGUACCUCUUCAAGGAGGGAGUCCUUGUGGCCAAGAAGGACUUCUUCAAGGCGAAGCACGAUGAGAUCGAGGACGUGCCUAACCUCGAGGUGCUGGCGCUCAUGAAGUCCAUGAAGAGCCGCGGACUCGUACGCGAGACCUUCAACUGGCAGUACUUCUACUGGUACUUGACCGUGGAGGGCAUCGAGUACCUUCGGGAGUACCUGCACCUCCCGGAGGAGAUCGUGCCCGCGACCCUCAAGAAGAGCGCGUCUCGCCCCGCGCGCCCGGGACCCGCGCCUGGCGGAGACCGCGAUGGUGGCCGCGGCGGCUACGGCGGCGGCGGCGACCGCUUUGGCGACAAGAAGAUGGGCCCGGGAGGAGACUUCAACCCCGAGUUCCAGAGGGGCGGACAGGACGGCUACCGCCGUGGGGGUGGCUUCGGCCGCGGCGGCGGCGGCGACUAAGCUCCACGCCCUGCUAGGGCCCUAGGCGCGCGCACCUACGAAGCUCUGUUGGUAGCUAUAGCACUGUGGGAGCGAUCCCGGCGAUUCCGGGCAGGCUCUGCAUCAAUACCGCCGGCGCUUGCCUCGCGAUCGCAUGUCCAUCGAAAGGAUCAUGUGUCGUUGCGAGGGGGGACGAGUAGAUAGUGACACGACCUCGGCGCGCGCGCCACGCCAGAGCAUGCGAGUCUUGGUGUUGGCUUGGGUGUAAGGCGAGGCGUUGUGUGUGGUAGUCUUGGUUGUUGCUGCUUCUGCUGUCUCCUUUUGGGUCGCCGGGAGGCACGUGCAUGCGAUCGGUCGCUGUCGUUUUGCUUGCCACGGUGACAGGCAUCAAUAAUCAAGAAGCGGAUUAGGGGGGAAUCGGAACAGCCCGAACGCGUUCGAGCUGUAUACAUACCUGUGCAUCUGCCCUUGUGUGGGUCUUGGCUGCACACCUUGGAUGGCACCGUCAUGGCGGGUGCGAACACCACGGCGCCCCUGGCAGCACGCUCACUCACGUGUGUGGGGUCUUGGCCUCAUGCAGUCUUGUAUGAGCCAUGUGCUUGUACUGUACUACAGCAUUGUCGUUCCCUUUUGUCGCCACAUGCUCGCAAUCUCUGUCCUUCG